AUGUGUUAAAAACUACAGCAGCACUCCGUCGCACACUUGUUGACGCAGAUGACGUCAGAACACGUAGACACGGGACAGGAAGAGGCGCAGAUGAAUACAAGAUGGCAGCGGGAGCAGAUCACGGCCUGAAAAGAAUCGUAUGGAAAAGAAUACAAGAGACAAUUAUAAAAGAUUGCAGGAAAUCGGAAGUAUGGAAGAUAUUGAUUCUGGACUCCUUUACCACCAAGCUCCUCUCAUCAUGCUGCAAAAUGUCAGAUCUGAUGAUAGAAAAAAUAACAAUUGUGGAGGACCUGUACAAAAAAAGAGAGCCUGUUCCAGAAAUGAAGGCCAUCUACUUCAUGUCACCAACGGCUAAGUGUGUGGAUGCCUUUAUUGCAGACUUCAAGCCCACACCUAAAUAUAAAGCAGCAUAUGUUUAUUUCACCGACUACUGUCCCGAUGACCUGUUUAACAAAAUGAAGCAGUCCUGUGCGGCGUACAUACGGGUUUGUAAGGAGAUAAACCUGUCCUUCAUGCCACAAGAGGCGCAAGUGUUCACAUGUAAUAAUCCGGGGGCUUUCCAAAGCAUCUACAGUCCCUACAGUCGGGACAAAACAAAGACACUGGAGAUGCUUGCAGACCAGCUCGUCACGCUCUGUGCCACGUUGGACGAGUAUCCGGGAAUUAGAUACAAGAAAGACAACAACACGGAGAACGCCAAGGCCUUUGCAGAGCUGGUGGACAACAAGUUGGCCAAACACUAUGAGCUGGAGGAGGACAGCAAGAAAAAGGGAAAGACUCAAGCCCAGCUGCUGAUAGUGGACAGAGGUUUUGACCCUGUCAGCCCCAUCCUGCAUGAGCUGACCUACCAGGCCAUGGCUUACGACCUCAUUGAUAUCCAGAGCGACACCUACACGUACAAGGCAAAAGAUAAAUCGGAGAAGCAGGCCUUGCUGAAUGAGGACGACUUGCUCUGGGUUAAACUGAGGCACAAGCACAUUGCUGACGUCUCGGAACAAAUCCGCAAGUUGGUGAAGGAGAUUUCUGCUAACAAGAAGCAGCCAGAUGGAAAGAUCACAAUUAGCAGUUUGGCCCAAAUGAUGAAGAAGAUGCCUUCAUUCCGUAAACAGGUGACCGAGAAAACAAUUCAUCUGCAGUUAGCCGAGGACUGCAUGCAACAUUUUUCAAACAACGUGGAAAAACUCUGCAAAGCUGAGCAGGACCUUGCACUGGGGUCAGACGUUGAAGGGGUGAAGGUGAAGGAUUCCAUGAGGACUCUGCUGCCAGUGCUGCUGCACCCGUACAGCACCCGUGACAAGAUCCGAGCUGUGCUGCUCUACAUCUUCAGCGUCAACGGAACCACCGAGGAGAACUUAAACAAGCUUAUUCAGCAUGUAAAGAUUGAGGAAGAACAAGAGUUUAUCCUGAACUGGAAGGAACUGGGGGUCCCUAUCAUCACGUCGUCUGCUUCUAGUUUCUUCUCCCGCAAAACAAGCAGACGCGAUCGCUCCCAGGAUGAGACGUACAACCUCUCCAGAUGGACUCCGGUUAUAAAAGAUGUGAUGGAGGAUGCUGUGGAGAACAAGCUGGACACCAAAGAGUGGCCGCACCAGUCCGAGUGUCCUGCUGCCUGGAAUGGCUCCGGAGCUGUCAGUGCCCGUCAGAAACAAAAAAACAGUGCUCAGGACGAUCGCCGGACCGGCUCACGCCUCAUUGUUUUUGUCCUAGGAGGAAUCAGCCACUCUGAGAUGCGCUGUGCCUAUGAGGUCACACAGGCAGUUAAAUCCUGCGAGGUCAUCAUUGGGUCCUCUCACAUUUUGACCCCAACGAGUCUCCUGAAUGACAUCAAGAAUCUAAGCAAAGCCCCCAUGGAGACUUUUACAAUAGAGGAAAAGCACAAUGCCUGAGAGGCCCAAGUGAACCACUCCCCAUAUGCCCCCGCCUCCCUACAUCUUAUUGCACUCAGCACAGUGCCCUCAACUCGAAUUCCAAUAUAGAAGUCUGAAGGGAAUUUACUUUAUUUUUGUGUUUUAAUACUCUUUCCAAACCUGGUGCACAUUACAGUAGAGAUGAGGGAAAAUGAUCUUUUAACUAGGUCAACCAGUAAGAUCAUGGUCUGCUUAUGGCACAUGUCGUUGUCAUUUGAUUAUACAGAUAAUAUAAAAGUGAAUUGAUCUCUUCCUACUGUAAACAAUAUUUGUAAAAAAUGUUUAAUCUGUAGCGCAUUCAUAAGAAAUUGUAGUUCUGUUAAGUGUAGAAAGCUUCAAAUUAAUCUGUAUCUACUGUAUGCAAACGCCUACUGUGUGACUUAAUUUUCACUUUCUGUUAUUUGUUAAGUGUUUUUAACACAUAAUAUUUACAUUUUGUUAAUUGAACUGACUAAUAAAUGGAUGAAGUGGUUCAAAUUAUA
Pungitius pungitius (ninespine stickleback) is the source of this 2389-nucleotide messenger RNA. RefSeq names its product syntaxin binding protein 3 (gene stxbp3). Gene Ontology annotation, cellular component: plasma membrane; secretory granule. The transcript has 19 exons. The record is from RefSeq and is a predicted model, not a curated record. Lineage: Eukaryota; Metazoa; Chordata; Actinopteri; Perciformes; Gasterosteidae. Gene Ontology annotation, molecular function: syntaxin-1 binding. Bases 102 to 1886 code for a protein of 594 amino acids. Gene Ontology annotation, biological process: neurotransmitter secretion; vesicle-mediated transport; intracellular protein transport.